This is a messenger RNA of Plasmodium adleri (nom. inval.), 639 nucleotides long. RefSeq names its product calmodulin, putative. The transcript has a single exon. Gene Ontology annotation, molecular function: calcium ion binding. The record is from RefSeq and is a predicted model, not a curated record. Gene Ontology annotation, cellular component: myosin II complex. NCBI's taxonomy places the organism in Eukaryota, Apicomplexa, Aconoidasida, Haemosporida, Plasmodiidae. The coding region runs from base 1 to 639 and encodes 212 amino acids.
AUGCAGGUGAAUUUCCCAGAAGACAAAAUUGAUUUGUUUGAAAAAAAUUUUAACUUAAUUGAUAACAAUAAUGAUAAAAAAAUUAGCGCAGAAGAAUUUAAAAUACUCAUACGUGUCUUAGGACAAACAAUAAGUGAAAAAGAUUUGGAUGAAAUAAUUAAUAAGCAUUUUGAAGAUGGUAUAGAUGAAUGUGUUAAAGACCAAAAGGAUAAUGAAGAAAAAAAUAAUAAAUCUUUUAAUAAUGUAAACAAAAAAGUUGAUAUUAAAAAUUUAAUAUCCAAAAUUAAUAAUAUAAAAAAUAAUGAAGAAAAAACACAAAAUAAUUUAAUUAAAAAUAAUGAUCAUUUAAAUCAAAAAAUAAUAAAUAAAAAACAUAUUAAUUUUGAACAAUUUUUAAAAAUUUUUAUGAAUAUAUAUUCUCAACCUAUAUCAUUACAUGAUUUAAUUAAAUAUUUUCAAAUAUUUGAUAAUGAAAAUAAGGGUUAUAUGGAUAUCGAGAAAUUAAAAUAUAUGCUAACAAAUUCUGAUGAAAAAAUUACAGAAGAGGACUUUAAAUUGUUUUUGGAUUCCAUAAAUUCCAAAAACAAAGAUACAAUUGAUUAUGUUAUUUUGUCAAAAAUGAUAAAAAAUUUAUCUUAA